CUCGAUUCAGUUGCUCGGUUGAACUCGUAAGUACCAGGUAUGCAGUUUCGUUGUAUGGAACAUGAACCCAACGCUACCACCAAAAUUUGAACCGGUCGAAAUUCCAACUCCUCAUGGUCACAUUUCGGGAUAUCGCUAUGGCCCAAAGCACAUCAGACCGAUCCUGCUUAUUCAUGGAUACGGCGAUAAUAGUGGUUCUUUCGAAAGAUUGAUGCCAUUGCUUCCACCGGAUGGAGCUUACUUAGCCAUCGAUUUACCUGGCCAUGGUCGAUCGUCGAGAAUUCCAAACGGUUGUAUCUAUUACAUGACGGAUACCGUGCUUAUUAUUUUGCGUAUCAUGAAAUUCUAUGACUGGUCUAAGGUUUCCCUGAUAUGUCACUCACUAGGAGCCAUGAUGAGUUAUUCCUUUAUAGGAAUGUUCCCGGAUAAAGUUGAUCUUUUAAUCGGUUUGGAUGCUUUGCAGCCCAGUUUUCCGGGUGAUAUAAUGGAGCAGCAUGGCUACUUUUUGCUGCGAGUAUUUAGCGCCGAUGAAGCCUAUAUAAGAGGAGAUAAGCCAAACGAAUACUCCUACGAAGAGUUGAUUGAGAAAAUCCACGUCAAUCGUUCUUACGUGAUCCCGAGAGAACUUUGUUCCCAUAUCCUGCAUCGCGAUAUAAAGGAGUCCACGGGGCAGGGAGGAAAGUUCUACCUCCAGCAGGAUAAUCGAACAAAAUCGGUGAUGUUUCUUGGUUGGUCGAAGGAAAUUAACAAGCGGACGGCCGAAAAAAUUUCCUGCCCUGUGUUGGUGAUUCGAGCGAUGGAUUCGAUGAUUUUUGGCGAUGAAGAGGAAGCUGAGGAAUUGCUGGAGAUUACCAAAAUAAGAAAUCCUCACUCGAGUUUUCUGCGAGCUACAGGAAAUCAUUACAUGCAUUUGGUUGACGCUGAACGCACUGCCUCGAUCAUAACAGCUUUUUUGGAUGAGUGUGGAUACUUUCAAAAACCUUUGGAUAGUAAACUCUGAGGGUGGAUUUGGUUUACAAUAGGACCGUUAAAAUUAUUUCUCUGAGAAAUCCCAUCGUUAAUUGUACCCACUUGACUAAUACUAGUAUAUAAAAUCUGAUUAUUAAAGUUAGUCUUAUAGCGUUUACGUUUCCUCCACUGGCACGGGGGAAAACUUUUCUUAAUAAACAAAUAUAAUU
This is a messenger RNA of Uranotaenia lowii, 1178 nucleotides long. RefSeq names its product probable serine hydrolase. Bases 62 to 1000 code for a protein of 312 amino acids. The record is from RefSeq and is a predicted model, not a curated record. The transcript has 2 exons. Lineage: Eukaryota; Metazoa; Arthropoda; Insecta; Diptera; Culicidae.